GUCCCUUUAAUUGGAAGAUACCAAGUGUUCCCAGGUCAUAGUUUUGUUUCCUGAGUCCUUGCCCCGGGAAUCCACAGUUCAGAGACAUAGAUAGCAGCAGUGUUGAGACGGGGCUGUGCUUUAGGGGGCGGUGUGGCUCAGCAGGGCUCGAGAGGGACCUCGGGGGGUGACGCACGCCCGGAGGUCUUCCCCCGCGCCCCGUGGUCCAGUCCAAGAUGGCGGCCACCAUGAAGAAGGCGGCUGCAGAGGAUGUCAAUGUUACUUUCGAAGAUCAGCAAAAAAUAAACAAAUUUGCUCGGAAUACGAGUCGCAUCACAGAGCUAAAGGAGGAAAUAGAAGUGAAGAAGAAACACCUCCAGAACUUAGAGGAUGCCUGUGAUGACAUCAUGCUGGCGGAUGACGACUGCUUAAUGAUUCCCUACCAGAUCGGAGACGUUUUCAUUAGCCAUUCUCAAGAAGAAACACAGGAAAUGUUAGAAGAUGCAAAGAAAACUUUGCAAGAAGAGAUCGAUGCCUUAGAGUCCAGAGUGGCAUCCAUCCAGCGGGUGUUAGCCGACCUGAAGGUGCAGCUAUACGCGAAAUUUGGCAGCAACAUAAACCUCGAGGCAGAUGAAAGCUAAACAUUUUAUAAUACUUUUUUUUCAUCUUGUUUUAAUAAACUUGAAUAUUGUCUUAAAUGAUAAUUUCCCUUCUCCAAAUGAAACAAAAGGAAAACUUUCUUUUUUAAGAAUUUUCAUUUAAUUAAUGGAAACGCCUAUUUUCACAUGUCUUGCUUAUUUAUUUUAUAUUUUUAAAAAAAGACAGUGUUCAUGUAUGUAUUUUGCAUAAUGAUUGUAUCAAUUUUAGGAGCUUUAUGUCAUGUUAUUAAAAUUGGUUAAA
Messenger RNA from Mus pahari (shrew mouse), 879 nucleotides. RefSeq names its product prefoldin subunit 4 (gene Pfdn4). The coding region runs from base 216 to 620 and encodes 134 amino acids. The transcript is spliced from 4 exons. The record is from RefSeq and is a predicted model, not a curated record. Gene Ontology annotation, cellular component: cytoplasm; prefoldin complex. Lineage: Eukaryota; Metazoa; Chordata; Mammalia; Rodentia; Muridae. Gene Ontology annotation, biological process: protein folding.